Molecule: messenger RNA, 3703 nt
Organism: Gymnodraco acuticeps
Lineage: Eukaryota; Metazoa; Chordata; Actinopteri; Perciformes; Bathydraconidae
Gene: brd8
Product: bromodomain containing 8
Exons: 19
Coding region: 46-2370 (774 amino acids)
Cellular component (GO): NuA4 histone acetyltransferase complex
Molecular function (GO): protein binding
Source: RefSeq, a predicted model, not a curated record
AACCUGUCCGGCGGAAGUUGUGCUCACGGCAUUAACACAAAAGAAAUGACGAGCGGUAUCGGCAAACACAAGAUACUGAAUGUGGGGCCGACAGAGCCAUGGUCAGUCAGGGAGAAACUGUGCCUGGCCUCCUCUGUUAUGAGGAGUGGAGACCAAAACUGGGUGUCUGUAAGCAGAGCCAUCAAGCCUUUCUCAGAGCCCGGCCGUCCACCUGACUGGUUCUCACAGAAGCACUGUGCCUCACAAUACUCCGAGCUGCUCGAGGCCACAGAAGCACCAAAGCGAAAGCGUGGUGAGAAGGGUGAGGUGGUGGAAACCAUUGAAGAUGUCAUCGUUCGUAGGCUAACCACAGAGAGGAUAGAGGAGCUGAAAAAGCUACUGCGGGACACACAGGAGAAGUACAGGAAGUUGAAGAAGGAUGUGGAUAUGAUUCAGACGGGUCACAUGGACUCCCAGCUGAAGGAGCAAUUGGCAGACAUAACACUAAAGAAGAAGCAGGCUGAGGACGAAGCAGAACAGAAAAGGAAAGCCACAGAAACAGCGUUUCAAGCUCGUCAGGCGAUGAAGAACACGCCUAAGCGUCUGCCCAGUGUGACCGUGCGUUCUCCUCUGGGUGCCAGCCCCCCCACCAUGGACUCUCAGAUCGACUCUUCAAUCCCCAUGGCGUCCCUGGAUACAGGAAGUGUGGCCUCCGAUGACACCACCCCCACCUCCACCCUCUCAGUUGCCCAGGGGGUCGGGGUGUUUCUCCCUGCGGUGGAUGCGUCAGGGCCCAAAGACGGAGGCCUGGUCGCUCUGAUGGACGACUCCCCGCAGAAGAGGCUCCUCGCCCAGAAGUCCACGCCGCCGCCCUCGCCUCUCCUGUCAGAACUGCUGAAGAAAGGCAACCUCAUCUCAGCCAGCCCCCGCCUGGUUGGGGAGACAGACUCUGCAGGGAGCCUCACCAACGGAGUACAGACAGCCACUGUAGCCACUGCCUUACCACCGGCUCAUGAUGUCAUCACAGAGGGUGAAGCAGAAGCUGCAGUGAAGACGGAGCUUGGGGCGGAGGCGGGGCUAGUGGAAGAGGACCUCGUCGCUGUGUCCUACAUGGGAGAUGAACUGGACCUGGAGACCGUCGGAGACAUCAUCGCCAUCAUAGAGGAGAAGGUGGAUGACUCUGUGGAGGUGUUGGAUGCAGCAGCAGUGGAAGCCGCUCUCUCUCUGUGUGAAGAGGCCGGCUCAGAGGGACACACCCUCCCCGGCCCCUGGGAGACCCAGGCCUCAGACGCAGGGCCCUCUGUCCCAGACUCUGACCCCUCUCAGGAGCCUCAGGAUGGGGCCGCAAUGUCGGCCCUGAUGCCUGCAGGCAUGGAGAGCCAGAAUCAAGCUGAGGCUAAAAGAGAACAGCAGCUAAAGGGAAACUGUGAGGGACCGGAGGCGACAGGAAGUGAUGUCACUUCUUCUGUCACCUCUGACGACUGUGCGACAGGGAGUGAGGUCAUGGAGGAGGGUGCAGCGGGGAAGGAUCCAACUGAAGCCACGAUCAAAAGUGAAGGAGAGGAAUGGAGCCAGCCUGAGCCCAACCCCCCCUGCCUCGACUCUGAGGACAGCUCUGUGUCUGGGAGAGAGUCCAAGGAGGUGAAGGAGGAGGAGGUGGGGAGUGAUGGCGACCCAGACGAGGGGAUGGAGCUGAAGGAGGAGUGUGGGGAGGGGGAGGGUCCCUAUCUGUCCGAGGUGGAGCGGGCAGCCAGCGAGAGUGAGGACGGGUACGGCCCCCACUCCCAGCGCUACACAGCGGACUCUCUGGCCAGCAGCCCGGCCUCUUCCUCACAGCUAUCUACCUGUGGAGAGGACCAGGAGGCGGUGCAGGCCCAGAAGAUCUGGAAGAAAGCCAUCAUGCUGGUGUGGAGAGCCGCAGCCAACCACAGGUACGCCAGUGUCUUCCUGCAGCCUGUGUCAGAUGACAUCGCCCCUGGCUACCACAGCAUUGUACACAGACCCAUGGAUCUGUCGGCCAUCAAGAAGAACAUCGAGUCGGGCGUGAUCCGCACCACGGCCGAGUUCCAGCGCGACAUCAUGCUGAUGUUCCAGAACGCCGUCAUGUACAACUCGUCGGACCACGACGUGUUCCACAUGGCGCUGGAGAUGCAGCGGGACGUCCUGGAGCACGUGCAGCAGUUCCUGGCCACGCAGCUCAUCAUGCAGACCUCGGAGAGCGCCAUCUCCGCCAAGAGCCUCCGCGGCAGGGAGGGCAACCGCAAGCCCGGAGAGCCGGCCGAGAAGGACAGUGUCCCAAUGGCCUCUCCUGCUUUCCUUCUCUCUCUCUUUGACGGAGGCACCAGAGGUCGCCGUAGUGCCAUGGAGGCCGAUCUCAAAAUGAAGAAAUGAACUGAUUUCAGAGAAAAAGACACUUAGAAAGACUCAGAAGGUGGAGCUGAAUAUUCACCGUUUUCUGGAGAGGACUGUGCAAUCUCUGUGUGCCUGGUGUGUAUAUGUACACACUUAAUGAUCUGUACUUUGAGUAUAUGUGGAUGGUAUGUGUCAGUGUGUGUGUGAGCUGCACAGGUCCCCUGUUCACUCCACUUUCCUCCAAGUAUCAUUUCACCAGCAAAGGUAGUAGCUCAUCAUUUCCCUCCGCUGAGAUGGAACACUGAAGAACUUUGAGAUGGGAAAGAGAAAGAUUUUCACCAGCAAAAGUCUGUUUGCGAUCGAAUGACGAGGAUUUGAUCAUGUUGAAUGGUGGAUGCAUUAAUACUAAGUCCGUUGAUUGAGUGAUUUCUAUGAGUGCCCUGCACCAAACUGUGUGUGACUGCGUGGGCUGAAGAAAAUACACAUGACGGCAACAGCAACCAGGAUUGAAACGUCACAAAUCAUUAUGUACAGAUUCAAAACACUACUACUAUUUCCAGUUCUGUUAAAUUGAUCACUUGAAAUGUAUCUCACAUCUUUAUAACUGGACUUGCAGCAUGGAACAAGAGUGUUUUUUAUUAAGGGACAGUUUGGAUGUUAUGAAGUAGGGUUGUAGGACUUACUUCAACAUAGUCACCUACUGUAGAUGGUCAGCACGCAUACCGGAGAUACAGAGAGCAGGAAGCGGAGUAAUGGACUGCAGUGGACAGCAAAUCAUAUUUUAGCCGCCUAAAGGACAUGUUGUCAUUUGACCCUAACAAGGGCCUGAGUUUCCAUUCAUUCAAAAGACGAUGUAAUGUGUCUAAAUAAAGCAACUUCAUAGUAUAACCCAAACAUCUAAAAAUAAUUACCAAAAGAAAGUACAGAAAACAAGCAAGCUAUUAGUGAAAGUGGUGAAAUUGGACCCGCCAUGUAAAGAUGAUAACUUAACUAACAGUGAGUAAACACAUUGUUCACAGCGCUUUGUUUAUGCUGUAGUGAGAUGAAUGGAAACUGUUUGAAGGUAGGGAUCAGAAGAACACAAUCUAUUCUUUGUAAAAAUAAUUGGCUGUAAUGUAAAUUAGGUGUUUCACCGAGUGUGUUAAUGGGAUGAAAAGUAGGAUGUGGAGUUUGUUGUUGCUGAAAUAGUAUUGAUGCAUCCCUGUUAGCAGAAGAAACCGGUUUGUGUAAUGUGUGUUGGAUGGAGUACAAAAACACGUUUUGUACCUGUGAGAUGGGUCAUGUUGAGUGUUGUGUUUGGGUAGCUGAUACACGUAUCAUGUGUUCUGUUGUACAUUUGUUACAUAAAAAGAUUAUUUGAUCUAAACAUAAA